CAUAAUUUUCUAGGGUUUAUCAAAGGUUUUAGGGGAAAUCCGAAAUCAUCUGAUCUUGCAAAGUUAGAGAGAGAGAAGAGCAAAGAUGUUCCCUGGAAUGUUUCAGAAGAAGCCAAACAAGGAAGAAGCUCUGAAGCAGCUUCGUUCCCACGGUUUGAUGUUCGGAGCUUGGGUCGUCGCUGUUCGUAUCACUCCUUAUGUUCUUCAAUAUUUCCAGAAAGAGGAGCUCACUUUGGAGCUUUAACUCAUCAAUUCAGUGACACAGGAGAGAUGAAAAAUGAAGGGAAUUAGCUUCCCCAAGUUGUCGACAAAACCCUGAAUAUUUUGUAACCGCCAACAUGUAGUUGGACAGGAUUUGGUCAUGAAUCAUAUCACUGGUUGUUUGUUAAAAUAAUUAUAGUACAGUAAAAUUUUGAUGCAGUGUGUUUUAACUCCUUUUCUCCAA
Molecule: messenger RNA, 445 nt
Organism: Spinacia oleracea (spinach)
Lineage: Eukaryota; Viridiplantae; Streptophyta; Magnoliopsida; Caryophyllales; Amaranthaceae
Product: mitochondrial import receptor subunit TOM6 homolog
Exons: 2
Coding region: 86-244 (52 amino acids)
Cellular component (GO): mitochondrial outer membrane translocase complex
Source: RefSeq, a predicted model, not a curated record